This is a messenger RNA of Morchella importuna, 1638 nucleotides long. RefSeq lists its product as uncharacterized. Gene Ontology annotation, molecular function: transmembrane transporter activity. Bases 1 to 1638 code for a protein of 545 amino acids. The record is from RefSeq and is a predicted model, not a curated record. The transcript is spliced from 4 exons. Gene Ontology annotation, biological process: transmembrane transport. NCBI's taxonomy places the organism in Eukaryota, Fungi, Ascomycota, Pezizomycetes, Pezizales, Morchellaceae.
AUGUCAGUCCUGUCGUCGAGUGAAGAAGAACAGUCCCUUGGGGUCCAUAUCGCGGAUAUGGAUAUGGAGGAUGAGGCGGAUUAUCGCAGCCCGUUGUUUGAGAAGUAUGGGGCGGAGAUAGGAGAGGAGGAGGUUUUGGAGGAGGAGGACUUGUUGAAGAAGGCGGAUGGAGAGGUCUCGAGUAAGGAUAGGAAGCAGCUCUGGCUAAUCUACUCGUUGCAUUUGGCGGAAGCUAUUGUUGCAUCGAGUCUUCAACCGCAGCUAUAUAUCCUUCUUCGUGAUAGCCAGCUGUGUGGAAGCGUCAACUCUGCAUACUGGACUGGCUUGGUUGAGACGGUUUUUGCUCUUGGUUCAAUUGCGGGGCUUUACUGGGGAUGGAUGGGAGACAAGUUGGGCCGACGACCUGUCGCCCUAGUUGGAAUGUUGGGAUUGUCAGUAUCAUGUGUAGUCAUGGGCUUUAGCAACGGUCUGUUGAGCUGUUGCUUGAUCCGCGCGUUUGGCGGGCUCAUGAGCUCUUCGAUCCGUGUGUCCACAGCGACCAUGAUUGGAGAUGUCAGCGAGACGUCAAGCGCGAAGGCUCGCAACUUCUCCAGACUACCCCUUGUGGCUACAGGUGGUGUUAUUGGACCUCUUAUCCAGGCACUUCUUGCUCAUCGUUUCUCGUCCGAAAAUGAGAUUUGGAAGAGAUUCCCUAUUCUGAGCUCCCAGCUAGCUUGCGCAAGUUUGAUGUUUAUCAUUUUCCUCAUCAAUUUGACUCUACCAAGCACCACUGCUGCCGAGAAUCUCGAUGAGGAAACGCAACCGUUGUACGGUCGCCGCAGCGAUUCGUCUGACUUCUUGACCGAGAAGGACACUUUCCUUGGCCAAUCAGAGACGACGUUGGCGACGCCGUGCCGCAGAACCACGUUUUUCAAGAACGACAGACCGGACCCCAUGAGAUUUAGUGAGAUUAUGAAGGCGCCAUCGUUGAUGAUCCUCUUAUGCUCCUAUUCUUUCCUUUCGCUUCACUCGGCAUCUUUUGACCAACUACUGCCACUCCUUGGCAACUCACCGACCGAACACGGUGGACUUGGGCUGCCUUGCUUCUUCCUGUCAUUCGCUGUUUUGUUCGCCGGUAUCGCUGCCGGUACAGUCAUCUAUUUAGGGUUCGCCAAAUCGGUGCAACGGUUAGGAUUACUGAGACUCUAUCGCCUAUGCUGCUGGGUCUUCCCCUUGAUCUACAUUGCGACACCUCUCGUGUCUAAGGUCGCCCGGAGUUCUGAGAUCGCAGUAUGGGUUUCAUCUGCGAGCUCAAUUUUCACAAAGACACUAGUUACUGGAUUUGCACAAACACUUGUCGCAUUUCUCGUCACAAAUGCUAGCCCUGAUGCAUACAGCCUUGGAAGCAUUAUGGGCUUCAUGCAGGGUGCGACUGCGUUCCGGUCUCUUGCGGUUGCAGGGACUGGGGUUGCCUUCUCGCUCAGCGAUGAUGUCUCGAUCGAGACGACAAACUACAGCCUAUGGGCAGCGAUGACCAUCAUCUCGCUCGGCGGCGCUGCUGUUGCAUACUUUGUGAGGGACCACCCUACCGUUAGGGACUAUGAGUCGAGUCUCAAGUGGGAGGUCUGCUAUGAGAGCACCGAGGAUCUUUCUCUAUAG